Messenger RNA from Glossina fuscipes, 4242 nucleotides. It is a transcript of the gene Nelf-A, whose product is annotated as negative elongation factor A. The transcript has 6 exons. NCBI's taxonomy places the organism in Eukaryota, Metazoa, Arthropoda, Insecta, Diptera, Glossinidae. The record is from RefSeq and is a predicted model, not a curated record. The coding region runs from base 85 to 4041 and encodes 1318 amino acids. Gene Ontology annotation, biological process: negative regulation of transcription elongation by RNA polymerase II. Gene Ontology annotation, cellular component: NELF complex.
AGAACUUAAAGUGAAGGAUAUGGUAACGCUGUUCUAAUGUUUUAUGUCGGACUUAACGAAGAUGGCACGUCAGUUUACUGAAAAAUGGCGAAUGUGCGAGACAGCGACACAUCAUUGUGGCUGCAUAAUAAACUCGGAACAUCAAAUGAUUCGUGGAUAAGUGGCUCUAUUUGUUCUCAAUUAAACAAGGAAGUGUUGCGCAACAUUAAGGAAUGUUUUCCCGACCUCCAAACUCAAGUGAAAUUGAAAUUAUUGUUAAGUUUCUUCCAUAUUCCGCGUCGUCUUGUAGAAGAGUGGAAAACGGAACUCGACGGUGUCAUCGAAGUCGCUGGCCUAGAUACAGAACUAUGGGUGUCAAUGUUGGCAGAGAGUAUGAAAACAUUUCCAGCGACCAGCUCGCUCAAUACGGAGAUCUCGGAUUACGAAGAUACUCGUCCCAUUUUCACAGAAAUGGUGAAUGAUUUAAGGAAGUUAGUGGCCAAGCAUAGCGACUUAGGCAUGUUACCCUUGGAAUGUCAAUAUCUUAAUAAAAACGCUUUAGUGUCAGUGGUGGGUCAGCAACCUAAUCCUGUAAAACAUUUUACCAUCAAACGCAAACCAAAAAGUGCUACUUUGCGAACUGAGUUAUUGCAUAAAUCUGCUGAUGCUCAAUCGUCUUUAAAGAAGGCUUCGGCGCCUACUAUACCGCUUCGAUCAAGAGGCAUGCCACGAAAGAUGACAGACACAACACCUUUGAAAGGCAUACCAUCCAGAAUGCCGACGUCGGGCUUUCGUUCGCCUAAUGUAAAUCCUAAUAAUCAGCAAAGGCCGAAUUUAAGCCGGACUCCGGCCGGCCGUAAAGAUGGUGGCAUUAAACUUAUUGAAUUUACAGAGCAACCGUUAGGUUAUGCAGCGGCAAAGAAACGUAAACGGGAACAGCAGCUCGAAGAACAAGCCAGGAAACAUGAACAAAAGGCAGCCGCAGCGGCUGCAGCCGAUAAUAGUUCGCCCACAUCGAACAGUGUACCAUCAAAUAAUGCGGCGACCGCAUCCGUUCCUUCCACAACAACCACAAAUAGUUUUGAAAUCAAAACCGAACCGACGAGUUUACUUAAUCGAAGCCAAAGUAACAAUAUAGAUGAUGGCGUGACUUUGGAACACAAAGAGGACAUUAAACCAGAAAUCGUGGAUAACAUCGCAUCAAGCACACACUCAGAAAGCAUAUCUACGCCCGAAUAUGCCCCACCCUCGUUGAGUUAUACGCAGACGGCACCGGGCGGUUUAAUAGAUAAUGUUGGUACGCACUCCAGCCUAGAAGUGACGAAACCUAUAACGUCCAACGAUGUAACUGCCAGCAGUUUGCAACAGCAAACGCAACAACAAAAAUCUGGCAACAACAAUAAUAACUCAAAUAGUAUGAACCAUCCCCACAAACGGAUUAAACAAGAAAUUGAAAUAAAAAGCGAAGAGAUUUUGGUGCCAGCUAAUAUUAAAGUGGAAAAGUUAGAGCUGAAAACACAGCCAGUGGUUACGCAAACUUCAACUCAGACUUUAGUUCAGCGAAUACAACAGAAACAACAACAACAACAGCAACAUCAACCUCAACAAGCUCAACGAGUCAUUAUUCAACAGCAACAAUCGUUACCUAUAUUGCAACAUAUACAAACUCAAACUAAUCAGCAACAGUAUCAACAACAAACACAUCAACAACAGCAAACGCAGCAGACGUCUACCCAACAUGUCAUUAUACGCACUUCACCUCAAACACAAAAACAAGCGUUGGCAGUAAGACAGCAAAACACAGCGUCGACACCGGUGAAAAUGGAAAAACUGGAAAUCAAACCUUUGGUACGUAGCACUAUUGUCAAUCAGCCUGGAACAAUUUUAACCCAGCAGCAACCAAUGAGGCCGGCUGCUACGAAUUCCUCCAAUCCUUUGGCGAAUUUACCGAAUAAUAUUUCGGUCAAAAUAACCUCAACCAAAACGGGAAAAGUCACCCAAACACAACAGACUCUUGUUCAAUCGACCCAGCAGCAGCAGCAACAACAACAAACGCAUCAACAACAACAACAGCAACCACAACAACAACAGCAAAUUCUUAUUAAUAGUUCUACCCCCGUUAUAUUAGCAUCAACUCCGACGCAAACAGCUGCUAUGCGGCAAAAACAGUUAUCCACAAGUGCGGUAACGGCGCAGAAUGCUAUUCCGCAAACGGCCCAGGCGAUCAAAUCGAUGCCGCUUAGUCAAUUAAAGAAUGCAACAAACAGUGGUCCAGUUAUUAUAUCGCAAACUAUAAUACAACCAGCUAAAAGGGCUAAUAACGCAACAGCGGUUAAUCAGCAGCCAAGCCAGCAAGCACAAACUCAACCCACGCAAAUUAUACAACAAACACAUACUCAGCAGCAUCAACCAUCAAAUCCCAAUACUACCACGCAGUAUAUAUUGACUCAGCAACAACCAACGCAACAACAGCAACAACACCAGCAAACACUGUCAACAUUGACAGCUUAUACCCAAAAUCGUCAGCAAAAUACAUACACCACGACAUCCCAAACUCCGCAAACGCCCACCUCUACCAAAAUACUUCUCAAAACUUCACCCUCGUCGGGCGUAGUGAUACGUCAACAACAACAACAACAGCAGCAGCAACAGCAAUCGCAGCAAACUGUCGGGAAUCCUCCACCUCUUAUAGCGACAGCGACAUCUACAUCGUCCGCAUCCACUCUUCUCAAUAUACAAAACGUGCAAUUACCGAAUCGUCCAGUUACAAUACAGCCUGCCUCUCAAGCUGCCCAACAACAACACUUGCAAGCCCAGCUUCAGCAACAACAACACACACUAGUCUCUAAUAAUACGGCUACGCAACAACCGAAAUUAACACAAGUUCUCAUGCAACCCAGCGGCAGUACCGGUACUGCCACUGUGACAACGACUCCUGCUAAUGCUAAUCUUAAAAAUAAAACAAUUAUCCUCACGCAGAAAGGCGUCAUUCUUCGUAAUAUUGUAGGUGACAUGUAUGAACAGAUUCCCAUUAGCAAUGUGAGCGGCUUGCAAACUCUCGGCACUGGCUCAACUACGCUUAUGACAACUGCGGCAGGUCCGCCCGGUCUUGUAAAGACUACGACGGUGUCUGCUUUGCCCCAAACGCAAACGAUUACCCUACAACAACAGCCGCAAAGUCAGGUGACAAAAACACAGCUGCCAACAUUGAUACCGACGCAACAGCAUAUGAUUGUGCAACAACAACCACAAGCUACAGCGAGUUUAAUAACAAAUCCUACGCAGCAGACUAUUAUACGGCCGGUUAUGACAAAUGUGCAAAGCGGUUUGACUGCUUUACCCGGCGGCUUGACCUUAAUCCAAAGGCCCGGUCAACAGCCGCAACUUGUUCAAGUACAAACGACACCGGUACAACAAGCGCAGCAACAAACUCAAAUACAGCGUACAAUUAUUACGCAACCAGCCAUCCAACAAACUACUCAGCAACUGCGUCCGCAGCAAAUUGUUUUGCAACAAAAGCCAGCAGCGACACAGCGGCUUAUUACGAGUACACAACAAAUACAAUUACAGCAAAACGCUGCGGGCGGAAUACAGCGCAUUAUACAAUUGCCUCAACAGCAACAACAAACGCAGCAAGCUACGCAAACCCAACAGCAACAGCAAACUCAACCGCAACAACAAACAGCGCCUCAACGUAAAGGGCUUUCAUUAUCGAACGAACACGUUCAUAAGGCCCAUGAAAUGUUUCGUAAAGCGAAUCGUGUGUCGCGCCCAGAUAAAGCUCUAAUAUUGGGAUUUAUGGCCGGCUUGCGUGAAAAUCCUCGGCCCAAUUCGGAAAAUGUGAUUGUCAUCAAACUGGGAGAAACCGAAGAAAAAGUUCAACAGGAAGACGGUAUUACCGCUUUGUGCCUGGUGGAAUCCCAUAUACGUUUAGAUUAUAAUACUGGCGAGUGGAAAACAUUCCAAAAUUAUAGACGUCUCGAUCAGAGUACGCAAAGCUCCACAGAAAAUGCUAGCAGUAGUAAUAACGUUAUGCAGUCGCAAAAUUCAGUCGUAAUUUAAUGAAAACGACAACCUAUACAAACAAAGAAAGAUGCAUAAGCGAUUGACGCUCUAUUAAGAAAAAGAAGAGGAAAAUAAAUUGAAAACAUGGAAUUGUCAUAGGGAAAAAGCUUAAAAAAGCGCUUAGCACUUACUCGGACAUUUACAUCAGUUCUUCAAGUUUCAACAAGAAAGUAUCAAUUGUAUAUUUAUAUUUAUAUA